CUCAUGAGCUUUAGUUUCCAUAAAUCUUUUGACAGAAAAAACAAGUUUCCAUAAAUCUGUGGGAAAGUAUAUUUCUUUAAAAAAUAAAGUCUGAAAAUAUGUUAAUCAAAUAUCAAGAAUAGACGUGUUGAGCUGUUAAAUCUCUCUUUACAGCAUUCCUCUCUAUAUCUCUUCAACUUCUCAUCGUCUUCGUUUACAUUCCUGUAUUGCGAGCUGUAAUGGAAUGAGAGGUUUUUGGACUCAUCUCUCUGUCGUUGCUACAGUUUUCUUUAACCCAUCUCUCUCUCUCUCUUGGAGGAACAGAUCUCUGUCGCAUAAAUCCUGUCCCCUAUGUCACCUUUGAUUUAGAGACGCUUUGCUUUGUUGCUUCUGCUUCAUCCUCCACGCGUCUUCUUUUCCCUUCCAUUUGUUUGUCUGUUUCUUGCAACAAUGGUAUCAAAGUUAUAGCCUUUCAGCCUUGAGAGGAAGGAGGGGAAAGGAAAAGAAAAGAAAAGAAAAGAAGACGAAGGAAAGAGUUUUUUGUGGGUGGAGUGUUUGAUUGCUUGUUUUGUUGUUUUUCACUCGCUUUUCUUUUUGUUUGAGUCUGGUUUAUUUUUAUAGAUCAGACCCAAAAGACUAAAUUUAACGACAAUGGCACUCUCGUUCAAUUGGUGGGCUAAGGAGGGGCAUAGAGGCACACCUGUGGUGGUCAAAAUGGAGAACCCCAACUGGUCAAUGGUUGAGCUCGAGGGUCCAUCCGACGAAGAUUUCCUCAUCGGCGACUCGCCAUCUCGUCCCAUAGACAAGUCUCGUAACAAGAACGCCAGACAGCUUACCUGGGUUCUUUUUCUUAAAGCCCACAAGGCUGCUGGUUAUUUAACCUCCAUUGCCUCAUCAACGGUCUCCAUUGGCUCUGUCAUCAAGCGUCGUCUCCGCUCUGGCCGCACCGACACCGACCCUGAAGUCGAUGGGGACGUCGGUCUGGAAAAUGAGAACCCGACAGUCAAAAGCCGGUUCUACUUCUGCAUUAAGGUGUUUCUGUGGCUCUCAGUUUUACUCUUAGGGUUCGAGAUGGCCGCCUAUUUUAAGGGCUGGCAUUUUGGUUCUCCACAUCUCCAAUUGCAGUAUCUAUUAGCGACUCCAUUUGGGUUUAAGGACAUUUUCGAUUCCUUGUAUUCUCGUUGGGUAUUGAUUCGUGUGGAGUACCUUGCUCCUCCAUUGCAAUUCCUCGCCAAUGUGUGUAUUGUGCUCUUCCUUGUCCAGAGUUUGGAUAGGCUAGUUCUCUGUUUGGGCUGUUUCUGGAUCCGAUUUAAGAAGAUAAAACCCAUUCCCAAACAAGACGCAAUUGCCGAUCUUGAAUCCGGCGAAGAUGGCUUCUUCCCUAUGGUUCUCGUCCAGAUCCCUAUGUGCAACGAGAAAGAGGUUUAUCAACAAUCAAUUGCUGCUGCGUGUAAUUUAGACUGGCCGAAAUCCAAGAUUCUAGUUCAAGUUCUUGAUGAUUCUGACGAUCCAACCACACAAUUGUUGAUUAAAGAAGAGGUAAACAAAUGGCAGCAAGAGGGUGCGCACAUUGUGUAUAGACAUCGAGUAGUCAGACAAGGGUAUAAAGCUGGUAAUCUCAAGUCUGCAAUGAAUUGCAGCUAUGUCAAAGACUAUGAAUUUGUUGCCAUUUUCGACGCUGAUUUCCAGCCUGCACCCGACUUUCUUAAAAGAACAGUCCCUCAUUUUAAGGAUAACGAAGAGUUGGCUCUUGUUCAAGCAAGAUGGUCAUUUGUGAACAGAGAGGAGAAUUUGUUAACAAGGUUGCAGAAUAUUAACUUAGCAUUUCAUUUCGAAGUAGAGCAGCAGGUGAAUGGUGUCUUCAUUAACUUCUUUGGGUUCAAUGGGACGGCUGGUGUGUGGAGGAUAAAGGCUCUAGAGGAUGCUGGUGGGUGGCUAGAGAGAACUACUGUUGAGGAUAUGGAUAUUGCUGUUCGUGCUCAUCUUCAUGGCUGGAAAUUCAUUUUCCUAAAUGAUGUUGAGUGCCAGUGUGAGUUGCCGGAAUCAUACGAGGCGUAUAGAAAGCAACAGCACAGAUGGCAUUCUGGACCUAUGCAGUUGUUUAGGCUCUGUUUGCCAGACAUUAUACGAUCAAAGAUUAGCAUAUGGAAGAAGUUCAAUAUGAUCUUUCUCUUCUUUCUACUCAGAAAGCUGAUCCUACCCUUUUAUUCUUUCACCCUAUUCUGCAUAAUUUUGCCGAUGACAAUGUUCAUACCAGAGGCUGAGCUACCAGCAUGGAUUGUCUGUUACGUUCCAGCCACCAUGUCAUUUCUUAAUAUCCUCCCAGCUCCGAAAUCCUUCCCCUUCAUUGUCCCGUACCUUCUAUUUGAGAACACUAUGUCAGUUACCAAGUUCAAUGCCAUGAUAUCGGGUCUAUUCCAGCUAGGAAGCGCUUAUGAGUGGGUUGUUACUAAGAAGUCUGGUCGGUCAUCUGAGGGUGAUCUUGUCUCCUUGGCCGCAAAGGAGCCAAAUAAUCAAAGAGUGGCUUCAGUGCCAAAUCUUGUAGAGAUGAAAGCAGAUAUUCAGCAGGAGCAAAAAGCACGAAAAAAGAAGCAUAACAGGAUCUAUACAAAGGAGUUGGCACUGGCUUUUCUUCUAUUAGCAGCUUCAGCAAGGAGUCUCCUGUCUGCUCAAGGGAUCCAUUUCUACUUCUUGCUGUUUCAAGGAAUCUCAUUCCUGCUGGUUGGUUUUGAUUUGAUAGGGGAACAGGUCCAGUGAAGGAUAUAUAUGAUGGAUUGUAGAGCCUAUACAGCUGAUGUUGAUGAAGGCAACACGCCGCACACCAAAUAUGAAUAUCGCGGAGCAGGAACUUAUAUGGGGAGGAGCUUAUCAGUGGGCUGAGAGUGCUUCCUUUUCUCCACCGGCCUCCUUCCUCCAGAACACCAAUACACGAUUCUGCCCCCAAAAUGUGAGAAGAAACUGAGUUUCAAGUAGACAGAAGAAUGACUGCAGUUGGGAUACAGAAAAAGAUUACAUAAUAUUGAUGGUCUUGAUUAUUUGUAUGGUUUUCUUUGUUUUUUCAUUCUUUCGUUUUUGCUUCAUUCUUUUGUAAGAAAAAAAAAUGGUCAUUACAUCAUAGAACAGGGAUUUUAGUUACAUUUUUAAGGGAGGAUUGACAGAACUUCCCCUUGGUGCCAUAUUUGACUGUGAUCACUCUGGACAUGUUUAUUCAAAAGCAGUCAGUUUGUCAA
This is a messenger RNA of Manihot esculenta (cassava), 3209 nucleotides long. RefSeq names its product probable xyloglucan glycosyltransferase 12. The record is from RefSeq and is a predicted model, not a curated record. NCBI's taxonomy places the organism in Eukaryota, Viridiplantae, Streptophyta, Magnoliopsida, Malpighiales, Euphorbiaceae. Gene Ontology annotation, cellular component: Golgi apparatus. The transcript is spliced from 5 exons. The coding region runs from base 631 to 2736 and encodes 701 amino acids. Gene Ontology annotation, molecular function: glycosyltransferase activity.